Messenger RNA from Mercenaria mercenaria, 2185 nucleotides. RefSeq lists its product as uncharacterized. The record is from RefSeq and is a predicted model, not a curated record. Lineage: Eukaryota; Metazoa; Mollusca; Bivalvia; Venerida; Veneridae. The transcript has 6 exons. Bases 192 to 665 code for a protein of 157 amino acids.
AGUGUGAUAUUGACCUAUUUACAAUAACUGGGGGUAAUCUACCGUCACGGUAUGCCGAACCGUUUUCAAUUGAUAAAAAAAAAGUUGUUGAAUACACGGAUAUUUAAGUAUUAUAUACUACCUAUAUUCAGAUUAUAAGGAUUUUAGAUAUUUAAGGUUUCACCAUUUCAUCAUUUGAGUAAAAACCAGAAAUGGGUGCAGGAGAAGGAAACCUUGCAGUCAGCUCGCGUACAUUCUAUGGAUCAAAAUUUCUGUUUUACCUUCUUGUUGCAAUUCAUGUGAUAUGGUUUGGACUUGGGGUGGCGAAAAUUGUUAUUGGUGCAAUGUACAUCAACGACUGUGACCGGGAACCGAUGAUUCCAAUCUGGCUAAUUGUGGACGCCAUCAUACCUCUCGCCUUCGUCAUCGGCUUUGUACCUCAUUAUAAAGAAGAUAGCAGUAUGAAGAAGUUGGGACUUGUGUGCCUGGUGAUAGCGAUUAUUUUGUCUAUUGGAUGGUCAGUUUGUGGUGCCGUCGCCUUCAUCUAUCCAAACUGGAAUAAGGAAGAAGGGAACUGUGACACAGUGGUUGCGAAAUUUUCCUUCGCUGCAAUUACCAUUAAUUGGUGCAUAAUUUGGAUGUGGAGCAAUCUAGCUGGUCGGAUGCUGUACUUUGGAUGUCGCUAGAAGGAACAGAAAAAGGCAUAUCAAAUGGCAAGAUAUUCUGGAGGACAAGUGAACUAUACGCUGUCUUAUAAUAUAUAUAUAACCUUGUUCACCGUGGAAGGCAUUCGAAAAAAAAAUCUCAAGAUCUUAAAAAAGUGAUCAUUUUAUACGAACAAUAAAUGAUUUAGUUAUAUCAAAACGUACUUCGGCCAUAUGAGAAUGAGAAUAUAUAACUUUAUUUUACCUAUAUAGUUUUUUAGAUAAUUAUUAUAUGUAAAUUAUGUAUUGUAGAGGGUUCAUUUGUUUUAGGGAUUGGCGUAAAAGUUACUCUUGACACAAAAAUAGCAUAUACAUUGUAUAUACAACAAAAAUAAAACUGUUGCACUUCGCUAUGAAAUAUGCAACCUUUUACGGAAACAGUGCCUUAAAGUUGGGGGCAUCUUAAUAAUUAUCCAUAACAUGGAUUUUGACCAAUAUUUUAGAGCAUUGGGUGUACAGAAUUAGUGUGCUGAAAAGAUCAUUUUUACUUACUGAAUAGUAGAAGACAUGUGUGAAAUAGGGGUUAUUUUAGUCCAGAUACGCGGGUCCAGAUAUUGUGUUACUAUGGUAGUUGUGGGUGAUUUUAACCCAACACAAACAACUCAGGGCGUCAAACCGUGUUGACAAUCUUUCCGUGAUAUGAUAGCUAUUGUUCAUUGUAAAUUUUGCUUAAUUUAGAAAUGUGCCAUUAAGUCAGUAAACAUUUUGUAAAAGCCUACGCACGCUAUAAAAUUUUUAACCAUGUUCUCUAUGUCGUGUAUUCCAUCCUGUUACACAGAAUUAGUAUUUUGUUGUUUAAUUUAAAUUUAGCAAUUUUUGCUGACAUAAAAAAAUCCUGUAUCAAAACAUACAAUUAUAAACAGUGUAGUUAGUAAAUUAAUGGAAAAUUGUGUAACAGAAUGGAAUCUUGCUACAUAGUACAUUAUAAAAUGUUUAAUGCUUAUACAGUUGUUGUGUAAUUGUUUUAUAACCUGAGGAAAGUAAACUUGAUAUAAUGUCCUGUUUAGGUUCAUUAUCUACCUCCUAUAUAUUAUUGACUUGAUGAAAUUCAACAUACGUGUCCUGUUUAGGUUCAUUAUCUACCUCUUAUAUUAUUGACUUGAUGAAAUUCAACAUAUGUGUACGGUUUAUGUUCAUUAUCUACCUCUUAUAUUAUUGACUUGGUGAAAUUCAACAUAUGUGUACGGUUUAUGUUCAUUAUCUACCUCUUAUAUUAUUGACUUGGUGAAAUUCAACAUAUGUGUACGGUUUAUGUUCAUUAUCUACCUCUUAUAUUAUUGACUUGGUGAAAUUCAACAUAUGUGUACGGUAUAUAUUCAUUAUCUACCUCUUAUAUUAUUGACUUGGUGAAAUUCAACAUAUUGUCCUGUUUAUGUUCAUUAUCUACCUCUUAUAUUAUUGACUUGAGAAAAUUCAACAUUUGUCCUGUUUGGGUUUAUUUUCUACCUCUUCUGUGUUCAACUCAAUAAAUGUACAAAACAACAGUUUUGUAUAAAACCGAU